AUGGGUAAGGGAAGUAAAAAUUGGGAUCCUUCAUCGGUCGUCAAUGACCAACAAGAAGAACCAUCGAUGCGGAUGACAACAACAAGCGAUAUUAUAAAUAAUAAUGAUAAAAGACAAUUUACAUGGGAAGAAAUUAGUCGUCAUUCAACUAACAAAGAUCGUUGGCUUGUUAUUGCAAAUCGAGUUUAUGAUGUUACGAAAUGGACGAAACACCCAGGCGGACAAAUGGUUCUCAAACACUAUGCCGGACAAGAUGCUACUGAAGCAUUUCAUUCUCUCCAUCCUGAAAUAUAUCGUGUUGAAAAAUAUAUGAAAACGUUUUAUAUUGGCGAUGUAAGCAAAGGCACUGUUGCCGAUGAUCAAGCAUUGAAAGAUGAUUUCGAAAAGUUACGACAAAAGGCUAUAGCAAAAAAACUAUUCGAACCAAGUGUACUAUUUUUCAUUAUAACAUGCAUACAUAUAUUGGCUUGUGAAUUCGCAUCCUAUUUUGUCCUAUUUCGAUUUGGUAUAAGUUGGGUACCAUAUUUAAUUUCACUCGCUCUCUACAUCGUUGCUGAAGCACAAUGUGGUUGGGUUCAACAUGAUUUUGGACACUUAUCUGUAUUUAAAAAAAGCUCAUGGAAUCAUUUAUUACAUCAAUUUUUUAUUGGCUUCACAAAGGGAGCUAGUGCCGAUUGGUGGAAUAAUAUGCAUUUUCAACAUCAUUCCAAACCAAAUAUUAUUGAUAAAGAUCCAGAUACACGUAUUGAACCCGUAUUUGUACUUGGCGAUACAAUUCCGAUACGAACUGCUAAAAACAAUGCUAAAUAUGGAAAACGUCUCUCGUAUGAUCUUCAACAUUUAUAUUUCUUUAUCGCUGCACCACUUUUAUUUCCCGUCUAUUUUCAAUUUAUGACCAUAAGACAUGCCAUAAAGCGAAAGAAAUGGAUGGAUCUUGCAUGGUUAACAUUGUAUUAUGUUAAAUUCUUUGCCCUAAUGCCAUUAAAACUUGGUUUCUUCGGCGCAUUAAAAUUUCAUUUCUUUCUUCGCGUAUUUGAGGGCACUUGGUUUGUCGUGGUUACCCAAUCGAAUCAUGUCGUUAUGGAUGUAUCGGAGGAUGAUACAAAAUUGAGCUGGUUUAGAAUGCAAUUAAAAGCAACUUGUAAUAUUGACGACUCAUAUUUCAAUGAUUGGUUUACAGGGCAUUUAAAUUUUCAAAUUGAACAUCAUUUAUUUCCGAUGAUGCCUCGUCAUAAUCUUUAUAAAAUACAACCGGAUGUACUCGAAUUAUGUCGAAAAUAUAAUAUUCAAUAUCUUAGUAAACCAAUGGGACGCGCAUUUCUUGAUAUAUUAACUUCAUUGGAAAAAUCUGGUCGAAUGUGGCGUGAAACUUAUGAAGAAUUAAUGGAUGCGUCGAAUACAAUAAAAUCUAAUACAUGA
Molecule: messenger RNA, 1419 nt
Organism: Rotaria socialis
Lineage: Eukaryota; Metazoa; Rotifera; Eurotatoria; Philodinida; Philodinidae
Source: the annotation of a GenBank genome assembly